AUGGCACCUUCAACCCUACCGCAACGGUUCUUGCAGACAGUAUUGCUAUGUCUAUGCACAAGCUAUACCAGUGCCCUGACGCUGGACGUAACGAGCGCAACUUCGAUCAGAUCGGUCUCGUCGCAAGUCGCACACGGAUUAAUGAAGUACUACACGGGUAACAACACUGGAGACGUGCCCGGAAACCUUCCAGACCCAUACUAUUGGUGGGAAGCUGGCGCAAUGUUCGGCGAGAUGGUGGAAUACUGGUACUACACCGGAGACACAACAUACAACGCCGAGGUCAAGCAAGCGCUGCUGCAUCAGGUUGGCGAGAACAACGACUACAUGCCGGCGAAUCAGACCAAGAGCUUGGGAAACGAUGAUCAAGUCUUCUGGGCCUUUGCUGCAAUGACAGCGGCCGAAGUUGGAUUCGAAGACCCCCCGGAAGGAUCUCCCUCAUGGCUGUCGCUCGCACAAGCAGUCUUCAACGAACAAUCCGAACGAUGGGACACUGCCUCCUGCGGUGGAGGUCUCCGCUGGCAGAUUUACUCCUUUAAUGUCGGCUACAACUACAAAAAUUCCGUGUCCAAUGGAGGUCUUUUUCAGCUUGCUGCUCGCCUCGGUCGUUACACCGGUAAUCAAACAUACAUCGACUGGGCCAACAAGGUCUGGGACUGGUACGAGGACUCGGCUCUGUGGGACGCCAAAGACUAUAAGAUUCUGGAUGGUGCAAGCACAACGAACAACUGCUCUGACGGUAGCCAAGAGCAAUGGUCUUACACGUACGGUGUCUUCCUGGCUGGUUUCUCUUACAUGUACAACCACACCGAAGACCAAGCCUGGUUGACCCGCAUCGACGGCAUGCUGAACACGACUGUCAGCACUUUCUUCCCUACGAACAUGGGCCCCAAUAUCAUGGUUGAAACCACUUGCGAACCUCUUGGAAACUGCAACAACGAUCAACGCUCCUUCAAAGCUCAUUUGUCCCAAUGGAUGGCCGUUACUGCUCAACUUGUUCCCAAAUAUCACGACAGGAUUUUUGAUUACCUGGCACCUUCUGCUAAAGGCGCUGCUGGCCAGUGCGAUGGCGGAUCCGACUCGGUCACAUGCGGCCGCGAAUGGAACAGCACAACUUGGGAUGGCACGUACGGCGUAGGCGAGCAGAUGUGCGCUUUGGGCGUCAUCCAGGCAAAUAUGAUGAAUGUUGUGUCAUUGAAACCGCCGUACACUUCAGUCUCUGGUGGUACCAGUAAGAGCGACCCAGAUGCAGGCACGGGCACGAGCGGCACGUCGUCUUCCAAUGGCCAGGCCAUCACAUACUCAACAAUAACCACGGGCGACAAAGCUGGUGCUGGCGCCAUCACUGCCGCUAUUCUUCUUUUCUUGAUGGGCGGAACAGCCUGGUUGCUGAUUGCAUAA
This is a messenger RNA of Aureobasidium pullulans EXF-150, 1401 nucleotides long. Its product is annotated as mannan endo-1,6-alpha-mannosidase. The transcript is spliced from 4 exons. The record is from RefSeq and is a predicted model, not a curated record. NCBI's taxonomy places the organism in Eukaryota, Fungi, Ascomycota, Dothideomycetes, Dothideales, Saccotheciaceae. The coding region runs from base 1 to 1401 and encodes 466 amino acids. Gene Ontology annotation, biological process: carbohydrate catabolic process; fungal-type cell wall biogenesis. Gene Ontology annotation, molecular function: mannan endo-1,6-alpha-mannosidase activity.